CACACAGUACUAUGUACUCGUUUAAUGCCACAGCUUUCAGACCAGGAAGGGAAGACUGUGAUUGUAUCCUCACUUAUUCUAGUAUGGUAGUUGCCAUGGUGAUGCGUGUAGGUGGUGUAGUCCGUGCUGUACUCUGCGCUGUACACCCCCCCCCCGCCCCCCUUCAUCUCCCUCUCCCUCGCGCUCUCCCUCUCUUGCCUAUACUCUGACCAUGUAGGCCUACUCCAUCAUACAUCGCUCUACAUAGUUAUUGCGGACCUUUUUAAUGACAUCGUGUGAUCGUUGACUUCAUUGUUUUGCACCAGUCUCUGCGAUGUCGGUCGUUUCAUUGCUUAAUCUCCCCCUGUUAUUAGUCCCUCUGUUAUUUCAUCAGUUUCCAUGGCGAUGGGCUUGUGAGUGAGUGAACGGGUGAAUGAGUGAGAUUGAUGGAGAAGGCAGAACAUCUGGUAUAGUCUCUUGUUUAAUUGUGUGGUCUGCAGUAGGCCUACCGAAUCCCAUGUUGUUGUUUUUUCUCCAAAUGUGAGAAUCUCAUGCUGUGAUUUGAUGGGCCUCUGCAGCAGAAAUUUAACUUGUGCAUAAAAACAAUACACAGGCCAACCUGCAUUUGAUUGCACAAAAAAUACUUUGAAUCUAGAAAGGAUGUUUUUGAGUCAGAAUUUUGUUGAUUUGCUGAAUUUCAGGGAUUUCACAUUUGUAACAUUAAAACACAGGAUUUAUAUACAGCCCUGGCUGCCGGCUUUUGGAAACAAAUGAAUAAAAUUGCCUUUUCAAAACUAAUCAGAACUCGAUUACCAUCACCAUAUAGCUCUUUUUACCCCCACCAUGCAAGGUUUUUUUUCCUUGGCUCUCGACAAACUGAUAAGAAGUGCACGGUGCCGUGGUACGGAGGCGUUGGUUUCCGUUUAACGCUCAUCUCCGCCCUUGAGGGAGCGACUUCGAGCUCUGCCGAGCGUCUUGUUCGCAGAUCCAUACACAACCACAGAUAGCCCCCCAAAAACGAGCUGCGAUGGCCAAGAGAGGAACGCGCUGGUAAACAGACCUCGGCGACCGUCUCCGGUGAUUUUACGCGAUGAAUUUGGACGUUAGAGACUGCGUCCCCUCUCCUCCUCCGCGCGGCGGGAUGAACUGCGGACGCAUGCCAGGAGUCGCUGCCUCGGCGCCAAUCAAGGGGCGAGUAGAACGCGCUCGAACCGCCGCCACCGACCGCUGGUGACGCCACUCCGGAGGUUCGGGCUGCUAUAUAUGCGCGCUUUAAUACCCAGCGUGGCAUGGUUCUGCUGGUGGACGCGGCUCUCUGGUGGCGAAUCGUAGGGUCGAUGCGCAAGGAUCGUAUGGAAACCCACCUCGCCGUACACAGCGGGUACAUCCAGGGUAUUUAUCCACUAUCGGUAUAGCACUAAUCUAAACGCCAUUGCGUCGAUUUGUCACGAUGUGCGGUGGAAACCUACAACAGGACCAGCGUAGCAGGUUAUAUCUGUCAAAUCAAACUGUUCUUCUUGUCAGGUGAAACCCAAUUGGCUGCCCACCACUUGAGACUCCGAGGUAACACACGACACAUGGUGACGCGGAGUCUCACACUGCCUUGCGUUAAAUGAAAGAUUGAACAUGAAAAGCACCGCUCUCCGUCUAAAAGAUACGAUCUGUUCAACGUUUUCCCCGCGUAAUUGCACCGAGAUCCCGCCGGAUUGUGUGUGUGUCGGCAGAGAGUUGAUGCGGGAGGUGCAGGCGGAGGAGAGACACGGGAGAGUUGCUGCCAUAGCUACGAGGCAUGAUCGCUCUUCCUCAGUUAUGGACUCGAGCGUUAUGUGAGCAGCACCCUUGGAAGUCUGUUAAGCUAUGGACAAAGACUGGCGUGGACACUUUGCUUGAGGGAUGAUGUGGAGGUAUAGCCGCACAGGGAAUCGAUCAGUCCCCGUGGAAUCCUAGGAUACAGGUCUGUCACUCAGAGACCGGGACGUUGCAUCCUCUCCGUUGAAACCCUUCUCUCAGGUAAACCGAUUUGAUCCUACUUAUCGAGCCUGGGAAAUCGGAAACACCGCAACCCUCAUCCCGUUCCCCGUCCCCAAGUACGGCUGACGUCUAUCGCCCUGCCUAACCGAGUCCCGAUGUAGGCCGACUCAAGUUGUUCCCCGAAGUGACCAUCAUCUGGAAGUCCUGUACUUUUGGACCAACCUGACCGGGCAGGAUUUGUCCCCUGCAAGAGUGUCCAGCAUGGAAACCCCUCCCAACGCCACGCCACAACCCUUCAGACAGGCAAGCUUCCUUAACCGACGCCUGAAGGGCUCCAUCAAGAGAGCCAAGAGCCAGCCCAAACUGGACCGGACCAGCAGCUUCCGACAGAUGAUUCUACCCCGCUUCCGCAGCGCGGACCAGGAAAGGACCCGCCUGAUGCAGAGCUUCAAGGAGUCCCACUCCCACGAGUCGCUGCUGUCCCCCAGCAGCGCGGCCGAGGCUCUGGACCUGGUCCUGGACGAGGAGGCCGUCAUCAAGCCCGUCCACUCCAGCAUCCUGGGCCAGGAGUACUGCUUCGAGGUCACCACCAACUCUGGGACAAAAUGUUUCGCCUGCCGGUCGGCCUCGGAGAGAGACAAGUGGAUCGAGAAUCUGCAGCGAGCGGUUCGGCCCAACAAGGACAACAGCCGGCGGGUGGAGAACGUGCUGAAGCUGUGGAUCAUCGAGGCGCGCGACCUGCCCACCAAGAAGCGCUACUACUGCGAGCUGUGUCUGGACGACAUGCUGUACGCCCGCACCACCAGCAAGCCCCGCACGGACACCGUGUUCUGGGGCGAGCACUUUGAGUUCAACAACCUGCCCACCAUCCGCAGCCUCCGCUUCCACCUCUACAAGGAGACGGAUAAGAAGAGACGCAAGGAGAAGAGCACCUACCUGGGGCUCGUCAGCAUCCCCAUCUCCAGCAUCACCGGCCGCCACUUUGUGGAGCAGUGGUACCCGGUCAUCCAGUCCAGCGUGCUGGCCAAGAGCGGGGGCGUGGGCAGCGGCAAGGUGAUCAACGCCUCGCUGCGCGUCAAGUCGCGCUACCAGACCAUGAGCAUCCUGCCCAUAGAGCUGUACAAGGAGUUUGCAGAGUACGUCACCAACAACUACCGCACGCUGUGCGCCGUGCUGGAGCCGCUGCUCAGUGUCAAGAGCAAGGAGGAGGUGGCGUUCGCCCUCGUGCACAUCCUGCAGAGCACGGGCAAGACCAAGGAGUUCCUGUCAGACAUGGCGAUGUGUGAGGUGGACCGCUUCAUGGACCGGGAGCACCUGAUCUUCAGGGAGAACACCCUGGCCACCAAGGCUGUGGAGGAGUACCUGAAGCUGAUAGGACACCGAUACCUCAAAGACGCUAUAGGCGAUUUCAUCCGAGCUCUGUACGAGUCUGAGGAGAACUGCGAGGUGGACCCCAUGCGCGUCCCCCCGUCCGUGCUGGCGGACCACCAAGCCAACCUGCGGAUGUGCUGCGAGCUGGCUCUCUGCAAGGUCAUCAACUCCCUCUGCAUAUUCCCGCGGGAGCUGAAGGAGGUGUUUGCGUCGUGGCGGGCGCGCUGCGCCGAGCGCGGCCGUGAGGACCUGGCCGACACGCUCAUCAGCUCCUCGCUGUUCCUGCGCUUCAUGUGCCCCGCCAUCAUGUCGCCGUCGCUGUUCAACCUCACACAGGAGUACCCCGCCGAGCGCACCUCGCGCACCCUCACCCUCAUCGCCAAGGUCAUCCAGAACCUGGCCAACUUCAGCAAGUUCGGACCCAAGGAGGAGUACCUGUACUUCAUGAACGAGUUCCUGGAGAUGGAGUGGGGUGCCAUGCAGCAGUUCCUCUACGAGAUCUCCAACAUGGAGGCGGGGGGCAACGCCGGGGGCUUCGAGGGCUACAUCGACCUGGGACGGGAGCUGUCCGUGCUGCACAGCCUGCUGUGGGAGGUCAUGGGUCAGCUCAGCAAGGAUGCCAUCCUAAAACUGGGGCCCCUUCCUCGCCUGCUGAACGACAUCAGCGUGGCCCUGAGGAACCCCCAGCUGCACAUGUCGGCCAAUCACCAGCCAGACACCCAGAAGGACCGCCUCUUCUCGAGACCCUCCUUCAGCCGCAUGAUGUCCUCAGACUUCCAGAACCUCAUGAUGCGAGAUCUGAACAGCUCCAUAGACAUCUCCCGGCUGCCCUCCCCCACCACGGGUCUGUCGGCCGUGGAGGCGCUGUCCUCCCACCUCAACAUGCGGCGCAGCGCCGAGAGGGACCUGCGCUCCAACUCCAGGGAGGUGUUCUACGUCACGCGGCCGCCCCUGGCCCGCUCCAGCCCCGCCUACUGCACCAGCAGCUCAGACAUCACCGAGCCCGACCCCAAGGUCCACAGCGUCAACAAGAGCGUGUCCAUGAUGGACCUGCAGGACUCGCGCAUGAACAGCAUCUCCAACCUCAACUCGGUGGGGGAGAUGCUCACCUCCUCCCAGGCCUCCAUCGCCGGCCUGGGCCACAGCUUCGGCAACCUGGGCGGGGGCGGGGGUCCGCUGCGCAUGGGGGGCGGCGGCGGCGGCGGGUCCAGCGGGUCGGGCCUGCGUCACGGCCAGAUGGGCCACAUCGGCGGCCCCACCGAGUCGCUGUCGCAGCAGCAGCAGGCGGCGGCCGCCGCCAUGCACUACCCCCUCUCCUUCCAGAACCCCCUGUUCCACCUGGCCUCGCAGAACUCCCCGGCCCACCCGCACCCCCACGCCCACGCCCACGCCCACCCCCACGGCCAGCCGCAGCACGCCCCGCCCCCCGUGCUGCUCGCCCCCGAGCCGGAGAACGGCCACCUGGACUACGGCGGACCGGCGGCGGCGGCGGCCUUCGGGAACAGCGCCUUCUCCCGCAGCGAGGACCUGUCGGCGCUGCGCUCGCAGACCAGCCUGGUGCAGCCCAGCAUCGUCCACUCGCACAGCUACAGCGAUGACUUCACCCGGCAGAACACGGGCCAGGGCCAGAGCCUGGGCCAGAACGACUUCGCCUGGCGCCAGCUCUCCCUGCAGGUCCAGGAGUCCCUGCAGCAGCAGAUGAUGAUGGGCAUGGCCCCCCAGACCUCCACGGGCACGGGCACCCCCGCCUCCCUGGCCACGCCCCCCACCACCGUGCUGCACCACGCCCGCCAGGCGUCCAUGGCGGGCUCGGGGCCGUCGCCGGGCCAGCACCUGCGCUCGCAGCGCUCCGUCAACACGGCCACGCCCCCUCGGGCCCGCCCCCAGAGCAGGAACCUCCUCCUGGAGUCGCCCGACACCAGCUUCGCCGGCAUGCCCCGCCAGCCCAUGCCCCGCCCGUUGCAGACUCAGGCGUCGCAGCAGCAGCCGCAGCCGCUGCAGCCGUCGCCACAGCAACAGCAGCAGUCGCAUCAUCAACAGCAUCAACAGCAUCAACAGCAGCAACAUCAACAACAGCAACAGCUUCAACAGCAGCAGCUUCAGCAGCAGCAGCUUCAACAGCAGCAGCUUCAACAGCAGCAGCUUCAACAGCAGCAGCUUCAACAGCAGCAGCUUCAACAGCAUCAACAGCAACAACAACUUCAACAACAGCAACAGCAGCAGCAACAACAACAACAACAACAGCAGCAACAACAACAACAACAGCAGCAACAGCAACAGCAACAGCAGCAACAGCAACAGCAGCAACAGGAGUCCCAGAAUGCCGUGACGGAGAGCCCAGCUCCGGGCCUGCCAUACCAGACCAGCUCGGUCAGGGAGACCCAGGGGGCGGGGCCUGGGGCGGGGGCGGGGGCGGGGGAGGAGUCAACGGACACGCCCACUAAGAGCAGCAAGAAAGCCGCCCCCUCGCAGCUCCAGCCUCCCCAGCCACACCUGUUGAAGCCGGUGGCCGGUAAACAGGCGUCCCCGUCGACCUUGGCCACGCCUGGCCUCAACGAGCGGACGGUGGCCUGGGUGUCCAACAUGCCCCACCUCUCGGCCGACAUCGAGAGCCUGCGGCCCGACCGCGAGAACCAGCUGAAGGAGUACUCCAAGAGCAUGGACGAAUCCCGGCUGGAAAGGGCGCGGGAGUACGAGGAGGAGAUCUACUCGCUGAAGGAGCGUCUGAAGAUGUCCCACCGUAAGCUGGAGGAGUACGAGCAGCGGCUGGUGAGCCAGGAGCAGACCACAAGCAAGAUCCUGCAGCAGUACCAGAGCCGGCUGGACGACAGCGAGCGGCGCCUCAAGCAGCAGCAGGUGGAGAAGGACAGCCAGCUGAAGGGCAUCAUCAACAGACUCAUGGCGGUGGAAGACGAGCUGAGAGUGGGAGUGGUUCCUGAUAUCAAGUCUCGAAUCCUCACCGACCAGCUUGUCAACCAGAACUAUGGAUCAUGACUCACGGAGGUCUGAGACUCUUCUCUCAGCCUUCUCCUCCUCCUGACUAUAUACUCAAUAUUAUCAUCAUCUAUUCAUCAUUUGUCAAUUUUCCACCACACCUGCUCAGAGUUCAACCUGCUUAACAUAACCAUCAAAGAACUGGAGUGGUUGCCGGGAAACAACAACAACAACAAAGCAGGAAAUGACAAAGGGGACGACACCUAACAUAUUGUAGAAACUUUUGCACAAUUAUACAAAGAACUCGACAAUCAGUUAAGCGAGAGCGCCGAGGUGUGCGAACGCGUCCGUCUGCACCGGUCCACCUGACGACGAGCCAGCGCUUAACGGACCGCCACGGCUUGAUAACCGGUAGCCGAACGAUACGAACGAUCUGCGAAUUAUCGGGGACCCUGUGUCUUAAAGGGACAGUGUUUUUUUUUUUUUUUUUACUUUUCGGCUGAACUCUUUAGUCUUAGGAGGAAGACAAGGACAUGUUUUCCUCCGCACUCCUGCCCAACUGCUGCGUGGUCGCCGUGACAACAGGUACGCCGCUAAAGAACCGCCUGUGUACUUCUGCCGUCGUCCCACUGAAGAGCUCUGCUAGAAUGUGGAUGAAAAACAAACUGAGAGAAUAUCUUAUUCUUUAUAAAUAGGUUUGAUGAGGGGAAACGAUGCGUUUUACUUUAGCCUUUCGAGUCACUCAACGAUUAUUGUAAUAUGUAGAUGAUUGAUUUGAAACGAUGACAUGUUUACUAAUGAGUACCAUUAUUUCUGUGGAUUACAGUGUUCAGAUUCUAAUGAGGUUUUUUGGACAAACUCUAUUUAGGUACUUAAUUGCUGCUUCAAUUAUGGCCGAACUAAACUCUAUAGUCUACAUGCAUAUACAGAAGUUUCUUGAAACUAGUGGAUGUAUAUGUCACCACACCGGAUGUAUAUAAAACCUGUACUUCUGAACGUACAGGUGUAUGAAAUUGUUUAAUUCAAAUAUUUGUAAAAAGAAAACUACAACAUUGUGUUUCCAACUCUUGGAAACUGAACUCUCUGGCACUAGUAAUGCAUUUUUUUUCGGUUUACGCAAUUUAUUAGAUAGAAAGAUCUUCAUUAAACCACUUGACUUGUGAUGCACAGGUGUAUUUACAGUUAUACAUUUUAAAUAACAGCAGUGUUUACAGAUAGUUUAUCAAGACAAGAAAAAGACUUGAAUACAUACAACAUACAUACCGCAAACAUAUACAUAAUGAAAUGUAUACAUGUAUUAUAUAUAUAGUUAGCUUGUAAAAUAAUAAUAUUAUUAUAAUGAAAUAAUUAUUUAAAUAAUGGACUUUUAUUUUGGAAGCUGAAGAUCCUCAGGAAGUGUCAGAAUCUGAGGGUGCACCUUUGGUCCUUUGUCUAAGGGGUGACGAGUCGAGCCCUGAUUCAGCAUCUCGUGUGUUUACACUUGAACUGAGAACUAAUAGCUACGGGCCAAACCUAGCAAAGCACUAAAAGCUAUGACUAAAAUCAAUAAAAUCAUAAAGUUACAACCACAAGGCCGAGUUUAUAUCCUGACAUUUUCAAGUAGGCGUCUCCUUGACAUUUGUGUAAUAGAUAUUUUGUAUUUAUCCUUUUUUCUUUUUUUUGUUGUUUUAGCUUUGAUUUACUUUUGCUUUUGAUGAAUCAUCUUUUUGCCGCAUUGUAUAAAAGCUAAUUAUUAUUAUUAUUAUAAUUAUUAUCAUUAUCAUUAUUAUCAUCAUACAGAACAGUAUUUUAGCCAGUAGUUAGUUACUUUAAUGUUCUCUUCUAAAUAUAGAUGUGCAACACUUCUGCAUGUGCUUCAUAGAUGUACGGAAGAGCAUAAACUGAACUGUAUCGCGCAUCACUCCUUCCAGCAAACGAGAGGGCUGGGCGCAACAGACUGAUUCAGUAUUUACAUAUUAUAUAAAGAUUUAACAUUGAUUUGUUUUGUUUUGAAUCUAACCUGGUGACUCCUCGGUUUUUUGGGAGAGACCGGACAUUCUGCCUUUUAAAAUAUAUGAAUUUAAUGUGAUAUUAACAGAGACGUAAAGAUUGUGUGGAAGAGAGAGAAAACAAUAGCACAACGAUGGAUUACAUAGGGUAGAAUCUGCAAGACGUGCGUUAAGGAGCUGACUGCCUUAUAGUUUGGUGCCACAUGGCCAUGAUCGCCAAUAUACAAAAGAAAACGCGACUUUGUAUAUUUUAUGUCUUUUUUAUAGUAAGGUGCGAAAUACAUAAGCAGUGUGUGUUACCUGGCUUUGUACGUAGGCUUGAAUAAUUUAUAUUUCAGAUUGCAUUAUUGAUAUUACUUAUCCUGACCAUUGCCUUUACAAAGCCAAAUAUAAAUUAUACAGAUUAUAUUCAUGGUACUGGGAAAACAAAGCCUUCAAAUAACAAAAUGGCCUACACAUUUAACGAUACAGAUGUAUUUUAGAUACACUGUAAAGACCAGGGUAUUUUGGCACACUAAAUUCAUGGUAACUUUAUUGCUUUCAAAGCUUCUCCUUGCUGCCAUCCUUGAAACAAUAAUGGAGCGAACCUGUGAAUGUAAUUAUGGAAUGGCAGCCGUACGUGAACCACAUUUACAUAUACAGUUAAACAUUUAUCCAAGGCGGGGGUUCAAAUAGUACAUUGCUUUCCAGGCCCUUCUAUACCUUUGGAUUGCCACAACAGUUUAUGGUUAUUUAUGGAGUGUAUUGCAAUAAAGCAUAUUACAAUUGUUUGAAAAACAAUACUUUAAUGCCCUGAGCAAGGAAAAGAUGGCGUAUGGGAUGAGUCUAUCAAGGUUCAACUGUCCUGUGUGGAUAUGUUGAAUCUGCAGUAGUGCCGCAUAAAACCUCUUAAAUUGUGCCCUUGUCGACUUUUUUUCUCUUGGGUUAUUUUUAGAAUAUUCCUGACUUUGAUAUACACUCUGCCAAUCCCUGCGGAACGACCGGAUUCUAAUUGGCCAAAAAGAAUCCACUAUUUUUCUUUUAAUUGAAUGGACGACAGGAAGAUGGUGAGCUCAUGUCAGAACUUAGCGGUAAGCAGAACACAAAGGUGGAUAUACCUUGUGAGCUUGCUGACUCAUUGCUCCCUGUGGUACUUAAAAACCUCAAUUUUCAGUAGUUUGUUUUUUAUGGUUUUCCUCCUAUUUUAGCUAGAUUUGUGAAGUGUGAACUGUAGGCCUACAUCUCAAUGGAAUGUCAUGUUUGCUGAGGUAAAUUAGUUGUUUUUUAAGAAAUACUGCUGGCAAAACAUUUAGUUUGACCUAAAAUACCAAAUUAAAUAAAUGGAGACACAAAAUAAUUGUAAUGCAUUGUGAUAGCUUCUCCUGAGUGUAGGUGAUUUAGCACUAGACAGUUUUGUCAUUUGAAGAUGAACGACUUUUCGAUUCAAAACUGUGAUAAUCAUUUUAAAAGCACUAUGGGAUACUAACUAUUAAAGUUUGUUAUUUGAAAGCAUUCUUAACCUUCAGAAUUGAAUGAAUAUAUGAAGUGUGUGUGUGUGUGUAUAUAUAUGUAUACAUAAAUAUAUACAUAUACAUACUGGAAUCAUUGUUUUUGUGAAACAAACUCCAUCGCACUCGGGAGUGAGACAAAAUGGUGACCUGGCAGCUAAUAGCUACAACUGGCUAUGGUGUCACAAGCUAGCUAACAUGGCGUGGUUUGGAACUUAAGUUAAGUCCUACUGGAUGUUAAACCUUAAAAGGACUUGAUGUUUUCUUUUUGAAAAUAAGCCAUGCUUCCCCCCCCCCCCCCCCCCUCCUUUGAAUUAAGCCAUAUUCUCGAUUCCCCCCCCACCCCUUCCCCUCAAAACUGAUGUGUUGUGUGGUGAAUGUUAUGUUGUCGUUGGUAGCUUAUUUCACAAUGAUAACUAUCGUAGGUUUAUUCAUGCUUCAUAUUAUUACUAGUGUAAGUAUAUAUGAUUGAUAUGGUUUGUUAUGUUUUUAGUAAAGAGAAUGUAUUCAUUUUCUCCUGUGACAUUCAUUUACCCGGUGAUUUCAGUAAAUUAAUAAAUCCAUAAAGUAUUUCAAAGUU
Messenger RNA from Gadus macrocephalus (Pacific cod), 10310 nucleotides. RefSeq names its product ras/Rap GTPase-activating protein SynGAP-like. The transcript is spliced from 19 exons. Gene Ontology annotation, biological process: regulation of GTPase activity. The coding region runs from base 2212 to 6315 and encodes 1367 amino acids. Lineage: Eukaryota; Metazoa; Chordata; Actinopteri; Gadiformes; Gadidae. The record is from RefSeq and is a predicted model, not a curated record.